Molecule: messenger RNA, 608 nt
Organism: Bicyclus anynana (squinting bush brown)
Lineage: Eukaryota; Metazoa; Arthropoda; Insecta; Lepidoptera; Nymphalidae
Gene: TfIIA-S
Product: transcription initiation factor IIA subunit 2
Exons: 4
Coding region: 133-462 (109 amino acids)
Biological process (GO): RNA polymerase II preinitiation complex assembly; transcription initiation at RNA polymerase II promoter
Cellular component (GO): transcription factor TFIIA complex
Molecular function (GO): RNA polymerase II general transcription initiation factor activity; TBP-class protein binding
Source: RefSeq, a predicted model, not a curated record
UGUUGUCUGUGCUUAAACUUACGUCUGCAAAAAAAUACCUUCAGUUUUUUAGAAUUUUGAUGGUGGUAUAAUUUUUUUAUAAAUUGUAAAUUAAAUAUCAGUUUCAACGUUCUUUUAAUUAAUUUAUCAGUUAUGUCUUCGUAUCAACUGUACAGGAACACAACAAUUGGGAACACGUUACAAGAAAGCCUCGACGAAUUGAUUGAAUACGGUCAAAUAACACCAAAUAUAGCAGUGAAGGUGAUGUUACAAUUUGACAAAUCUAUAAACCAAGCCUUAUCAAACAGGGUUAAAUCUAGGCUAACCUUCAAGGCAGGAAAAUUAAAUACUUAUAGAUUUUGUGAUAAUGUGUGGACAUUUAUGCUAAACGACGUUGAAUUUAGGGAAGUCCAAGAAGUUGCCAAAGUGGAUAAAGUCAAAAUUGUAGCCUGUGAUGGUAAAAAUGUUGAUGACCGGAGGUAAUAUCUACUGUAUAUUGUAAUGGAAAGGUUUUGUAAAUUACCAUUUUGCUAAAUUAUUAUCUAAUUGUAUAACACAAUGUGUUGUGACUUUGAUUUUGUUGCAGUUUAUUUGUGAGUGAUAAUUCAAAUAAAACUGCUUAAGUCAAA